Molecule: messenger RNA, 2281 nt
Organism: Trematosphaeria pertusa
Lineage: Eukaryota; Fungi; Ascomycota; Dothideomycetes; Pleosporales; Trematosphaeriaceae
Exons: 3
Coding region: 1-2076 (691 amino acids)
Biological process (GO): regulation of translational termination; poly(A)+ mRNA export from nucleus; regulation of translational initiation
Cellular component (GO): nuclear pore cytoplasmic filaments; nuclear pore; cytoplasm
Molecular function (GO): inositol hexakisphosphate binding; phospholipid binding; translation initiation factor binding
Source: RefSeq, a predicted model, not a curated record
AUGCCUUUCAUAGUUGUCUUCUACACUGCGAGUACUGUACGCGCCGUGCGUGGGCUCUCUAAUCGGGCCUUCCUCGACUGCACCUCAUCCCAGCCAUCACGUUCUGUCAAACGUCGUGCGUGCCAUGCCCUCUCGUCUAGAAGGCGGGCGCCAUUGGUCAUCCAGCGAGACUGGCCGUGGAUGCAGGAGACCCUGGGUGAUCCGCCGUCUGCGCCGCCGCGUAUCCUGGGCUCUCGUCUCGACUUUCUCUGGAUGGCGCUGUCGCACUACCCUCGCUUUGGACUAUCCCACUUGGCAGACGCCGCAUCAGGCUCUGAGGUGCUUCAGGUAGGCGAAUGCGCGUGUGAAAGCAGAGCACAGCCACCACCAGUGAAAGCCGCGACUGCAGGAGUGAAAACAGAAUCGCGCGGGAUAGAUCCCAUGAACACCGCGGCGUCCCUCAGCUCCAGCUGGCUCGAUGGCUCCCCGACACGACAAUCCCCCAACCGAAAUGGCGUCCGCACUCCCCGGGGAAGCAUUAUCAAAGAGCCCUACGACAGCCCCUCGCGGCAGAUCCAGGUCGAGUUCAAUCUCAUGCUCAGCCGAUCUGAUCGAGACUUCAAUGAGCGCCUCGAUCAAGCCGCUGCCGAGCGCGCCAAGAUGCACCACGAACAACUCACCAAAGCCGCGCACGAGCAUCAAAGAGUCCAGGAAGGAGCCAAGCUCGAGAUACAACGCAUAUUACUGGAGCAAGAGCACGAACGCCAAAGACGAGAGGAGGCGCAGCGCCGGGAAAUUGAACGUUUGAACCAUGAGAGGGCUCGCCAGGAAGCGGAGGCCCAGCGGCAGAGAUUGGAAGCGAAGAGGCGCGAGGAAGAGGCGGCACGGCAGGCUGCAGAGAACCAGAAGCAAAUCCAGGAGACAGAAGCGAGACUGAAGGCACAAAAGGAGCAAGAAGAGGCAGCCCGACGGCAGAAGAUAGAAAAGGCGGAUGCGGACAAGAAGGCAAUGGAGGUGGCAGCCGCCGCUGAGAAGACUCGGGCACAGCAGGCUCCACAAGCUAUACAGCUAUUUUCGACACCAACGAUAUCGACAUCAGCCGCGGCUACGCACGCUGCCGUUGCAUCUACCGCCGGACCUGGCAUAGAAGAACUCCACGCCCAGUAUCUUGAACUGCACAUGCGGAUGAAGAAGUUCCGGAUAGAUUUCUUCGAAAAGCACAGACAGAGAGGCGACCCGCUCAAAGAACCUGUCGGCGACGCACGUCGAAAUGUGCGUAAGAGGCUUGGCCAAAUCACCGUGGACCGACGCGACAGCGUAGCAGCCAUAGCGAAGCUACGAGAAGAAUGCUUUAAUAAGGCGCUUGAGACUCCUGGCCCUACGAUAGAUAUCCGGCACUUUAUCAUUUCGCAUCAGAUACCCGCGCUAUCCAAUGAAGCCGAGGCACAAUACCCCGCAUUCCUCCUCUACGUUUGGAUAUGCUUCGAAAAGUCAGUCCUGAAGCAAUUCCAUAAAGAAGCCUCCAGUGAAGACGGGGGUGUUACCCAGGAGAUUGGCUUAAUAUCGGCUAGCUUGCUCGCCGAUCAACGGUACAUGUGGAAGGGAAUACCGAUGACGGAUAUCAUCUUGGCCAAGUUACAUCGCGUUUGCCCCAUCCUCUUUGGUAUUCGAGGCACCAUGGCAACAAUUGAAGGACGAAAGCGUCUGGGCUGGUUGAAUCCAGACAGCGAGAACGACUACGGGGAAGCCAUGACGGGCUAUGGUUCUGGGUAUGCUUCGCUCUCUCUUCGCCAGUUCUCCGGGAAGAGUCCCGCUAUUCCAAUGUCCGAUUACUGGCGCGCGGUUGUAUCCAUCUGCAACACGCCUUCUGAGGCCCUGUAUCCCGGGCACUUUAUGGUGCUCAAAGGGCUUCUGCGGGAUUAUGUCAAGAAGUUCCUUGCCUUUUAUGGAGCUCCGGCAAUGGCGGUCGUACGGCGAGCGACUCUCGAUCUUCCGAACAGGGUAUCAAGAGACCGUAACGGGGUGCAUGACGCCGCGGAGCUAGUCCGAGUUUUGCCGGACAUUUGGAGGGCGAAGGGGCAGGCCUUCAUUAACUGAGGUGAAGAAAGGUAGUCGCGAUGUCUUAUUGAAGAAUUGAACGUUUGUGCCAUCUAUUGGCGAUUGCAUAAGGCGGCGUUUAGCGACUAUGACAGCAUGAACCGGUUUGAAUUGGUACGGCAUUGGGUGGUUACAGUAUACAUGAGCAUCAGCGGCGAAGCUUUCUUCCGCAUAAAUGAAAUACUGGAAGCUCUCCGUAGCUUCU